This is a messenger RNA of Fopius arisanus, 2703 nucleotides long. It is a transcript of the gene Vps28, whose product is annotated as vacuolar protein sorting 28. The coding region runs from base 125 to 2569 and encodes 814 amino acids. Gene Ontology annotation, molecular function: protein-containing complex binding. Gene Ontology annotation, biological process: protein transport to vacuole involved in ubiquitin-dependent protein catabolic process via the multivesicular body sorting pathway. Gene Ontology annotation, cellular component: ESCRT I complex. The record is from RefSeq and is a predicted model, not a curated record. The transcript is spliced from 4 exons. Lineage: Eukaryota; Metazoa; Arthropoda; Insecta; Hymenoptera; Braconidae.
GUCGUUAUGGGAACCCCAGAGCCAAGAUGGCGUCCUCCAGCUGUUAUCCACUGCACAGACGAGUGUUCCUAUAAAAACUCACGUGAAAAUUGUACGAAUUAUCAUGAAACCGAGUGAUUAAAAUAUGGUGAAGGUGCAAAGAGUGUCAGCAAUACGUGGAGCGGCGCCUGGAGCUUGGGAAAUAGCUUCUGAGGAUUCCAGCGUCGAGAGUGAUCCCCUGCCCAGAGAAAUGGACAUAAAAACCUCUGACUUCGACAGACCAGGUAUUUCCACAUUCCUUCGAAACACCGGACGUAUUCCAGAACCCUCCAGGAGUCCAAAUUCCCUCCCAAAGGCUGAUUUCAUAAUGAAAUGGCUGAUGGCCUCAGAAACCGAGACCUCCCAGAAUUCAUCCUUGACUUCAGUGAUCUGUGACAGCCCCCCAGGGUUGAAGAGAGCCCCGAGGUCACCCCUUCGUCAGUUGAAUGAAUUAAAACGUCCCAGGAUGAUGGAGGAACCUGGGGAUUCCUCACAGAGAGGAAUCAACUCCUUGACGAAACAAUUAACCUCACCUCGAGCCUCUAAACACCUCAAGGAGAAUUUCGAGGGCUCGGACAGUCCUCGGAUCUCAGAAAGAAUCUCGAGGGUGUCGUCCCCAAGGAAUACUCAGGAGAGCAUAGAAACGACGACUUCCCUGUCUCCCAGGUCGAAGUUAGCAGCUUGUAGAGCUGUUAUUUUCGGCGUUAACCUGAGAGAAAGUUCUCGGACGGAAAAAAUUCAUGGGGAAUCACCUCGGAGGAUCAAGGAAAACACUCCACCACUCUUGGAGGAACCACUGGAGGCUUUGAUCUCCCAGUGUGACAGUCCUACAGCCGGAAUUAUCGAGAUUGAAUCCUCGUCUCCGUCGCACACCUCUGAACCCCCCAGGAUUGUCGAUGUUCUCUCUAUCAAUUCGUCACGGAAGUCUAGGGUCAUCGAUUCCAGCGAUGAAAACACUCUGGAGGAAGUUUUGAGUGCGGGCUCUUCGAGCUUCGACAAUGACGAGGGUUGCGAUAAAACCAUGGAGGCACUCAUCGAAGACCCUGACGAUUUCUCGCAGGUCGAUGAUCAUUUCGGGAAGGGAGUCGAGGGUUUUGCGGUCCACUCUCAGGACUCUGAUAGAACGUAUUAUUCAGGGGCCAAACCAGUGGAGCGACUCAUCAUCGAGGAGUUGUCUCAGAAAAUAUCUGAGGCUUCGAGCAUUCAAGUCUCGAAUGUCAAGUCCAGUAUGACCAUUAGUGAUAAUUCAGCUAGUGCAGAGGCUUCUCCAUCGUCCAGAAGGAAUGAUAACGAGAUUUAUCCCACAAUCGGAAAUAAAAUUGGAAAGAAGAAAAAAGCUAAAAAAGGAUCGUUGCUUGAGAAAUUUCAGACAUUGAUCAACGGAAAAAUUUCGUUUCUACGUAUAUGGCGCCAUCAAAUGGCCCAGGGACAUUUCAAAGGGACCUGCAAUCAAUGUGUGAUAAUGAGAAUAAAAAAAUUCUCAACUUCAUAUGGAAGGCCUUAUUUUCAAGGGCCAGUCAUCAGGGAUUCAUUAAAUCUUUUGGGGAGAGUGAUUAGUUCAUCAGACUUGAGUGCUCCAAAUAUCUCCAGUGAAUCACUGAGAAGGACUAUUACUGUUUUAACGAUUCCAGAAAUUGUGGGGCAAGUAACCGUUAAGGACAAGAGUGCUCUAAAAUUUUACCUACCUUGGGAGGUAAUUGACGCUGAAAAAUUAAUUAUCAGUGUUCUGCAUUUUAAAUUAAUACCCGAUGAUGACGAGGAAUCUCAGGUUGACAGGGAACAAUCAGUUAAGGAUGUAGUUAUUCAUGAAUUUGAUUGCCCUUGUCUGAGGGCUGGGGAACUAGUCCCUUCCUGCCCCGUAAAAUUCACAAAUUCAAAACCAAAUCCAAUAGAUUUCUUUCUCAAAUACACGAUGUCCAUCGCUCAAGAUCGUCCGGAGCUCUACGAGGAGGUGAAACUCUACAAAAAUGCUAGGGAAAGGGAGAAGCACGAUAAUCAAGCUGAUUUGUAUGCAGUCGUAAACACCCUUCAGCAUUUGGAGAAGGCUUACAUAAGAGACUGCGUUACUCCGAAAGAAUACACAGCUGCUUGCAGUAAAUUGUUGGUUCAAUACCGAGCAGCUUUCAAACAGGUUCAGAGCGAUCAAUUCCCCACGAUCGACGCCUUCGCCAGGGCUUUUCGCCUGGAUUGUCCAGCAGCUUUGGAGCGAAUCAAAGAGGACAGGCCAAUAACGAUAAAAGAUGACAAAGGCAACACAUCGAAAUGCAUCGCUGACAUUGUCUCAUUAUUUAUCACUCUCAUGGAUAGACUUCGUCUUGAUAUAAAGGCCAUGGAUGAACUCCAUCCGGAUCUACGUGAUCUCCAGGAUACCAUGAAUCGUCUCAGCAUCCUACCGAGUGAUUUCGAUGGCAAAACGAGGGUAUCAGACUGGCUCCAAACUCUCAAUAACAUGUCAGCGUCUGAUGAAUUGUCCGAAACCCAAGUGCGACAACUGCUUUUCGAUCUGGAGACGUCCUACAAUGCAUUCAACAAAGUACUCCACAAUUCAUAGUUCGUUAAAUAUUAUGUACAAUUGUCCCAUGUCAAAUAUUAUGUCACAAUAUUUUUUUUAUAUUAUCAAAUGAUGCGCAUUAAUGUGAAUUUGAAGAGGAAUUAUUAAAUGCAUUCGUAGCAGCUGAACAUUAA